Molecule: messenger RNA, 1296 nt
Organism: Hevea brasiliensis (rubber tree)
Lineage: Eukaryota; Viridiplantae; Streptophyta; Magnoliopsida; Malpighiales; Euphorbiaceae
Product: 1-aminocyclopropane-1-carboxylate oxidase 5
Exons: 3
Coding region: 118-1053 (311 amino acids)
Molecular function (GO): dioxygenase activity
Source: RefSeq, a predicted model, not a curated record
CAUUUGCAUCCAUCACUGAAGUAAACAUAGCCAAGCAUAUUCACACUCUUAACAAACUCUCUCUCUCUCUCUCUCUCUCUCUCUCUCUCUCUCUCUCAAUUGUAUUCCUUUCCUACAAUGGCAAUUCCAGUGAUUGAUUUCUCUAAGGUUAACGGUUCUGGUGAGGAGAGAACCAAGAUAAUGGCUCAGAUCGCUAAUGGGUGCGAGGAAUGGGGGUUCUUCCAGCUGGUGAACCAUGGAAUUCCAGAGGAGCUCCUGGAGAGGGUGAAGAAGGUUUGCUCAGAGUGCUACAAGCUGGAAAGGGAGGAAAAUUUCAAGAACUCCAAACCGAUGAACUCAUUGAAGGAUUUGGCAGAGAAGAAAAAUGGUGAGAAAUUGGAGAAUACGGACUGGGAAGAUGUCUUCAUUCUCCUAGAUGACAACCAGUGGCCAUCAGAAACCCCUGGAUUCAGGGAAACCAUGGCUGAAUACAGAGGUGAACUGAAGAAAUUGGCUGAGAGGGUCAUGGAAGUAAUGGAUGAGAAUUUGGGCUUACCCAAAGGAUACAUCAAGAAGGCAUUCAAUGGCGGAGAAGGAGACAACUGCUUUUUUGGUACCAAGGUUGGCCACUAUCCACCAUGUCCUCAUCCAGAGCUGGUGAACGGCCUUCGAGCUCACACAGAUGCCGGAGGUGUCAUCUUACUCUUCCAAGAUGAUGAGGUGGGAGGUCUUCAAAUCCUCAAGGAUGGAAAAUGGAUUGAUGUCCAGCCACUGAAAAACACUAUUAUCAUAAACACCGGUGAUCAGAUUGAGGUCCUAAGCAAUGGCAGGUACAAAAGUACCUGGCACAGGGUUCUGGUCACUCCUAACGGGAACAGAAGGUCAAUUGCUUCAUUCUAUAACCCAUCCCUCAAAGCUACAAUAGCUCCUGCACCAAAACUGGUGGAGAGAGCUAACCAGGAGAUGAAUCGUCAAGAAUACCCCAAGUUUGUGUUUGGUGAUUACAUGUCUGUUUAUGCAGAGCAGAAGUUCCUUCCCAAGGAACCAAGGUUCCAAGCUGUGAGGACCGUGUGAAUAUGCAACUAGGUGCAAUUUCAAUUUUAGAGGAUUACACCUAUUAAUUCAUUUUUUUAAUUUCCCAUUAAUUUCUAGUUUAUGGGUCAUACUGACAAAGAUUUGCCUCAAUAAUCCUGAAAGCUUCUUUCUCCAAAAUAACACAGAAGAAGAGAAAAGAAAGCUGGGUAUCUUUGUUUGCUUUACAUUGUUUUUCUCUUUUCUUUCUUAAUGGCUGGGUUAUUCAUUGCACGGGCAUGCUAA